GUGGGUUCAGACCGAGGGUACUACGGGUCGGCGUUGGGCUCAGCUGGCUCGAAACAAAGAACUAUCCGGUAGGGACUCGGCGCGGUGCCUUCCGACCGGUAGCUGAGCGGCCGAUCGCGGCUUGUCGGCCCGCCGGUGCGGUCGCCGCGCGGUCUCAGCAGGCUUCUCCUCGGGUCGCUACAGCCAGCGCCGUGGUGGGGGCCCCGGCGCAGCGGCACCUGCUGCUGAGGGACCCCGCGGCCCGCCCGGGUGCUCGUGAUGGGGCUGAUCUUCGCCAAACUGUGGAGCCUCUUCUGCAACCAAGAACACAAAGUAAUUAUAGUGGGACUGGAUAAUGCAGGGAAAACCACCAUUCUUUACCAAUUCUUAAUGAACGAAGUGGUUCAUACGUCUCCAACCAUAGGAAGCAACGUUGAAGAAAUAGUCGUGAAGAACACUCACUUUCUCAUGUGGGACAUCGGUGGUCAGGAGUCCCUGAGAUCGUCCUGGAACACGUAUUACUCAAACACAGAGUUCAUCAUCCUCGUGGUGGAUAGCAUUGACAGGGAGCGACUAGCAAUUACGAAAGAAGAAUUAUACAGAAUGUUGGCUCAUGAGGAUUUACGGAAAGCCGCAGUCCUGAUCUUUGCAAAUAAACAGGAUAUGAAAGGGUGCAUGACGGCAGCUGAAAUCUCCAAAUACCUCACCCUUAGUUCAAUUAAGGACCAUCCGUGGCACAUUCAGUCCUGCUGUGCUUUAACAGGGGAAGGGUUAUGCCAAGGUCUAGAGUGGAUGACGUCCCGGAUUGGUGUGAGAUAACUUUUUGCCUGAAAAGAGACUGCUCUAUUUAUUCUGUGACAUGAACAUUUUCCUAGUACCUUUGGCUGCUAAGGCAGCAGCAUGUUUAAUUUAUAACAACACAAACCUCUAUGAGCAACACUUGAAUCAAGUGCAGCUGAACUGGAACAUGAAAGAUUUUUUCUUAACUUUUUUUUAAUGCACUAACCUUCAGUUGGAUGAUAUAACUGUGUUUUCAGCAACGUAAUUCUCCUGACUGCUGAUUCCGAUUACUCAAUGACUGCCUUGUAAGAAAUGUGUGUCAUGCGUUUGAUGUUUUCUGAAGUAUUGUAAUAACUUUAACGACCAAUUCCUUUCAUUUCUUGACCACCUCCUUUCCCUACCAGAUAAUUCCUGGUUUGACAGAAAAGUAGUAGUGGAAAUCAUCAGAUACUGCUUGUAAACAUAACCAGCACUAAAUAUUUGCUCCCUCUUUAAACCACUUCUCUUUUGGACAGAGCUUAUUGUAGAGAAAGAAAUCAACCUAGAAGAUAUCUAUGAAAGGAAAAUGAACCAUCAUGAGAACUGCCUUGACAGAAGUUAAUUUUGCCCAAUUAUUACAAGGCACGGAAUAAUUUUAAGUUACUCUUAGUGUGGAAAUUAAGUAGGCUGUUUAUCUAAAAGAAUUAAAUUUACUUUUCUGCCUCCAACACGAGAUUAGUUUUAGCUAAAAACUAGUCGGGAAAAUAUUUGAAAGCCCAACUUUGAUGGUAAAUAUUGUGGAGAACUCCGAUAUUUCAAAACUCACACAUUAUUCAAUGCGUAUGUUAAUUAUCGGAAGUUAUUAAAGCAUACCAGCACUAAUACGAAAAUAAGACAUUUGGAAUAUAUUUUACUAUCAAUUAGAAACAAGUUUAUUAUCAGCAGAGACUUCAAUGAUUCUGUUUGCAAGGGAGAGCACAUUUGCUGGGGGCAGUAGCUAAAGCAGAAGUACAAACAUUUCCUUUUAAAAUUUGAAGUUGUGUGUGGAUUUUGAAUGGUGUUUCUACCACCAGCAUUGUAUUACUUAGAAACCGCUACGGCUUUCUGUAGGUCCAUCUGAGGUUAUAGUGUGAGAGGCUUCAGACACUUGCCUUCUCUCUUCUUACCCCUCAUGUUCUAAAACCUUCUGGUGGAUUACAGGAAACUGCUGAAUUGAAUCCUAGCUUUUAGAGUGUGACACAAGACUCAAAGUUAACAGUGACAUGUUAGAAGUUAAAAAGUGGGAAGAAGAGCGUCCUAAUCUAUCAAAAGUUUAUUAUAUAUCAUUAAAAAGUUCGGUCUAACCCGAGCAGUAAUCUGACUAGUGCAUACUUAGGAGUGAGCACAAGUAAUUCUAGUUUUGAUCUCCUAUUUCCAAAAUGUGAUUUUGCUCUCAUGAAAGGGAUAAAAAUGCAUCCUUAGAGAAUAAUACUUCAUUUUUGCAGUAUUUUUUUUUUCAUUUGGGUCAAAAGUACAAUUCAGUGUUCAUAAGAAUAUCUAAAAAUACCUGUUCAAAAGUAGUAUUUUAAUUUUAACAUUUUUUAUUGUAAAUCGGUUUUAAUUUUGCUCCGUUUUCAGGUAUACUUGAUUUAUUAUAUUUAGUCUAAUUUAGACGAAAGUGAUAACAUUUUCUUUCUAUUUAGUGGUAGCACACCCUACAACUGAGGAAAGCUUUCUGGACUUAGGGAACUAGUGGUUAUUAACCUUGUUUUGAAGCUUUUUCUUAGUGAGUCUAUACUGGGUAGAGGAAAAAUACUGAUUUUAAUAAAAUCUGUAAUCCUAGACCAUGAGCGGAAAGCAAACAUAAACCAAUAUGGAUGCUUUGUGGUAUAUGUUUGGGGGCAGGAGGAAGUACAAAAAUACAGUUUACCUAAAGCACACUUUGCCAGAAUAUAUAUCUUGGUUCUAGAGUUGAGCCAUAAAUUCUAAGGAUAAUUCUCUUAACUUCAUCUGGGAAAACAUAGGUAAUACAGGACAAAGUUCUGUAUCCAUUCUUAUUAGGAAAUUUAUCUUCUUAUAUGUAAUAGGAUUGGCUGGCUCAGUUUUCUUCUAUCAAAUUAUACAGUUGUGGGCUUUUUUUUGGUAUUACCACAUCAGCAUUAUAUUGAAAGUGUUUUUAACAGUUGAUUGUAUUUUGUCAAACAUCUACUACUAGUAUAGAUUGAAGUUUGCUAUUUAAUUUUUUUAAAUACAGUUUAUUUUAUUUUCUAAACUUUUUAAAAAAGCAUUUUGUUAGUUUGGGAUCAGAAAUGGUUUUGCUAGCUGUGUUGAAAAUGAAAUCAACAUCCCACUAGUUUCUGUGGCAAUGAUUGGGAACAGUUCAAAUAGGAAAUUCACGUAAGACUUUUUAAAAGUGUUUUAUAGGUUCUCGUUAGAUAUUUGUUAGAUAUUUCCUGUUACAAUAAUAUGAAAACUGAUUAUCCUUUACUCCAAGAGAAUGUUUUGACGCAAGCAAGUAUCUAAUACUAAAGCAUUGAUUCUGACAUUCAUUGUAAAUCAACUCUAAGAUUCUGUCUGAUGACAAAUUUGUAAAUUUGUGAUUAGUGCCUUUAUUCACAUUUUGAGAUGAGUUCUUAGCUUUGUACUAUACCUGUUCUUUAGAAUUCACAUUAGCAGCUAACUCAUUUGACAGUGACAUAAAUUCGAGAUUCACCCUCCCUGCCACCCCUUCAAUUGCCUAGCAAAGUUUUCUAGUAAGUACCGGAAAGCAAGGGCCCCACUCCCCCCCCCAUAUUAUGUUCAGGAGAUUAUUCUAGAUUCUGUGGGGUUUUUUUGAGGAUAAACAAGUUUAACAAAUCUUUUCAGUAUUUUAUUAGGACUAAAUGUAACUGCUACCCAAAUAUGGCAUUUUUCUUCAGUUUGAACAUGUUACAUUCUCAUUUAAAUACAUUUCCUGGUUACAGCCCAUUUGGGAACUUUUAGAAUUAACAGCCCUUUUAUAUGGGAGUAUACUACAUAAUAUGUAUUCUUAGUAUAAUUUAAUUCCUUCAGAUCUGAAAUAACAUGCAGUCCGUUGGAAAACGAAUGGUUAAAUACGUAAUUUUUGCUUUUAGGUUCUGUGUUAGUAUGCUUAAAGGUAUAAUUUUAUUCUUUGUUAAAGAAAGGUAAUAAAUUCAAGCUUUAUUGUUAAAAAUAAUUUUUAUAUGGGCACUACCCCUAUAGCCAUAGUCAUUUUGAUUAAGCACAAGUUAACUUUUAUUUUCUAGAGCAUAAAGAGAAAAUAAUUAUUUUCCUAUGGAAACAGUGAGUGAUACAGGCAGUGCUGUAAACAAUAUUCUCUGAAGAGUCAUUGAAAGUUAACAAAGCAAAGAAAUUUAAAGAAAAUCUUUAUAUUUUUAAAAAUCUUUUUGGUGUAGUUAGUAUCUUAGGACAAAUUCUAAAUGGGAUUGUCUGUGACUAGCACUCUUUUAAUUCUUAACUACAUAAAAUAAAACUAUAUCAGUAGAAAAACAUACUGGUAUUAUGCCUGUAAAUGGGGAAGUUCCAUUGACAUUUAUCUUUGAAGAGCAACUUCAUGAGUCAUCUAUGGCUUUAGGUCCAAAAUAUUUCAUAUCAAGUGCAAUUCUAAAAGAUCUUUUAUAUUUUGCUGGGACAAAGCCACUUCGAGAUUCAGUCUGAUGAGUUGGAUCUAGUAGAAUAUUGUGCUGGCUGUCUAAACAAGUGGUUUUGAACCUUAAUUUGGCCAUUGGGUGUCUAGUGACUUUAGACAGCAUUCAUGGUCUCUCUGUUCUUUUUCCCCCAUCCUGAGGAACUUAAGCCAACUAAAAGAACUCCAUCCUGUCUUUUGGUUUUAAAGUCCUGAAUCGUUAAACACUAUAUUAAAGUUGAAAAACCCAAAAAAUUCCUAGGAUAGGACCCAUAAUAAGAAAUUAAAUUCACUUUUAUCUUUUGAAUCCCACCUCAUCAUCAUUUUGUUUCGUUUGUGAAUACAAUCAAAUAAAACAAAGUAUCAACUAGUAACUAGCACUCAGCUUAAAUAAACUAGGAGCUAGUGACAGUGCAGAAGAGAAAAUAAGCCAUAUUGCCAAGGAAAUGAUUUUAAGCUGCUGAUAAAACACCAGUGUAUGUUUAAAAUGCUCUCUUCUUGGGAAUACCUUGCUCAUUUUCCUGGCUUUUUCUAAUUAGAAGUGGUUAGUUUGUUCAGAGUUUAUUCGCUUUUGAUACUACCCCAAACUCCCAGUUCCGCUUGACUUUCCAGUGUUGAAAGGAUACUGCAGCUUGGCUGUCAGUAUUUUACAAAUGUCUGUAUAAAUCUGAGAGCAGUUUAUAUUCAAGGUUAGUUCCUUCAGUAAUGUCUCAUCCUUACUCAUUUAGCAUUACUGUGAAGACUGAAAUCCAAGUCAGAUUCCCAAAAAGUAUUUUUUGAGAGUUCCAUGUGGCCAAAAUUAAAUAGAGAAGGUCAAAAAAAUUUUUUUCAACUUUUUCCACUUUAAGGUAGAAAACUACUGUGUUCAAGAGAUCCAAAAUCGGUUUUAAAUGCAUAUGAUUUCAUAAAAUGUUUGGGAAAAGUUAAUUUGGAGUCAUACCUAGAAACGAAGGUCAAAACAAUUGAUAGUAAAGAUAAACAUGAGGUAGAAAAGUCUUCAAAAGGCUAUUAAGUGAUAGAAAUUGUGAAUGAAAGUGAAUUUCCAUCACUAAGGCACUUAAAAUUACUAGAAAUAAAGUACGGCCUUUUACUCUAGAUCUAGAUAUCUUACUUUUAAAGUGGCCAAAGAACCAAAGACUGAUCAGGUUUUUAGAAUCUGUUAGUGUUGUCAAGUCACAUCUUUUUUAUUUUUUUCUUAAAUGGUAGUCUGCAUUGUCUUCUAGAAAUGGAGAGGUAAGAAAACGUGCCGUGCAUAUCUUUUGCAAUAGAUAACAAAGUUCUAGAAGAAUGGAAAUGUUUCUUGCACAAACUUUGUAGUAUUUUAAUUAAAAAAUUACCUCAUUUUUCAGUCCAUAAGGUGCUUUGCUCAAGCUUGUAGGACGUCGCACCCAUAAAAACCCCCUUCCCCCGAACUCUGAAAUAUGCAAAGUUCACAACUAAGGGGUAGCGUUCCUUGGAAAUUCUGUUUUAUUCUUGUUAAGAUGGUUUAGCAGAUUCUUACAGCACACAGACAUGUGUGUGCUCAGUCAAUACUUAGUUUCAAUAAAAUCAAAUAAGGGCAAGGAAAACCCUCAAGUUUGAUUGAUUCUAUUAUACUGUGACUAUAUUUCCAUCAAUGUUGGGACGAUAUCAAAGGACUAUCAUUUGAUCUCGGUUGUGCAUAAUUUAUUGCACAUUUUGGCCCAUGUCACAGGAGACUCUUGUCAUUUUAAUCCUAUUUUCUUCAGGGAGUCAGCAAGCCUCUAUUUUAUUCUCUUGGAGUAAACUGUUCAGUGUAGCUCUGAAAGUUUUAAUUUCAAUUUAAAAAUGUAGCUGCUAUUUCAUUAAAAGUGUGAAAUACAAUGAUGGUUAUGAUUUUUUCCAAUUAUGUAGUAGUUUUAAAUUUUACCGUAUUUAUUGUACAGAGCAUGGUUUAAAAAACACACACACAAAAGCAAUUACAACCUUGUUCCUGUAUUUCUCCUACCCAGAAUAUAAUGAUUAUAAUCACACAUUGCCAUCUUAACAGAAAUUGGUGCUUUAGAGCAUUAAAGAGGAAACAGCAAGCCCUGUAUAAUACACUUCUUGCCUCGGAAUAUAAAGCUACUUUAAGAUGUAUUUAUAUUUGUGCUCAUUUCUUAAGGUUUAAAUACAACUGUUCUCCAUCUACUUCAGGCCUUCUACAAAAGCUGUAACAAUAUCGUAGCUAAUCAUCUUGGUCAAUAGAUGAUGUUAAUGCUGGCAAAACUCUGAAUUGGAUCUCUCUGUGGGUCCUGCCAUAUUGCAUAGAGGGGAAAAAAAGAAUGUCUUUCACGCCACAAACCGUGCUUCUUAACCCCAACCAAGCAGCUGAAAUGUGUGCUGGUGGUCUAAUAUAUGGCAUUAAUAAAAUUAAAAGAGCAAACCAAUUGCUGAAUGCAUUCACAUCAUCACUUCUUGCAAAUGGUUCAAAGCAUGUUCUACUAAUAGUAGGGCUGUUUAAAGACAUGUUUUAAAAAUUUUAAUAGUUUCAUUACUGUCAUAAAAUGCUUCUUUUAUAUGUUAAGUUUAGGUUGCUUGGUACUCGCGAUUUUUUUAUUUCUGCAAUUAUGUUAUAAUGAGUUGCUUGCAUGCCUACUCACCCAAGGAAAAAGGAUGCUGUUUGCUCUGGAAUGUUCAUCUUUUAGACAGGUUUUGGCUCAUUUGCAAUCAUGGUGCAAUACAGUGUAACAUUCAUUUGUUUUCAGUCAACAGUUUUAUUUUUGUCAUAAUAAAGAAUUACUUUUCCAAUA
Molecule: messenger RNA, 7113 nt
Organism: Hyaena hyaena (striped hyena)
Lineage: Eukaryota; Metazoa; Chordata; Mammalia; Carnivora; Hyaenidae
Gene: ARL5B
Product: ADP ribosylation factor like GTPase 5B
Exons: 6
Coding region: 259-798 (179 amino acids)
Biological process (GO): protein localization to Golgi membrane; intracellular protein transport; vesicle-mediated transport
Cellular component (GO): trans-Golgi network; cytoplasm
Molecular function (GO): GTPase activity; GTP binding
Source: RefSeq, a predicted model, not a curated record